UGGCUGAGGGGAAGAGAAAGGAAGCUUUCCCGUUCUCCAUGAAGCGUGUGAUGCGCUGCCAUUCAUUCCCAAAGCUACCGGAAGCAGCCCUCCCGGGAGAGGUGGAGCUGGUGGGGAGAAGCCGGAGGUGAGACGACAUCUGGGAGGCCAGGUUAACCGGUUUCCUGAUCUUCCCAUGCGGGGCCGGCCUUAGAGCCCGACAGGCUGCGAGGCCCGAGGAUGAGCGGCCCCGGCGGCGCGGCGGGCCAGCCCCUCUGGCAGAGGCCAGCGUGCGCCGGCUGGAGGCCGGGCCUGGAAGGGGCCGUCUACCAGCUGGCCGGCUGCUUCCUGCUCCUGGGCUUCAUGGGGGGCAGCGGGGUGUACGGGGGCUUCUACCUCUUCGGCUUCCUGGGCACGGGCUACCUGUGCUGCGUGCUGUGGGGCUGGCUGGAUGCCUGCGGCCUGGACGUCGUCCUCUGGAGCGUCCUGCUGGCGGUGGCCUGCGUGCUGCAGCUGGCGCACCUGGCGUACCGCCUGCGCGAGGACACCCUCCCCGAGGAGUUUGAGCUCCUCUACAAGACGCUGUGCCUGCCCCUGCUGGUGCCCCUGCCGGCAUACAAGCAGAUCGUCCGCUGCUGUGAGGGGCAAGUCCUGACCCUGGCCACAGAGCAGACCUACGCCGUGGAGGGCGAGACGCCCAUCGACCGCCUGUCCCUGCUGCUCUCUGGCCGGGUUCGUGUGAGCCAGGAUGGGCAGUUUCUGCACUACAUCUUUCCUUACCAGUUCAUGGACUCUCCCGAGUGGGAAUCGCUGCAUCCCUCUGAGGAGGGGGUCUUCCAGGUCACUCUGACAGCCGAGACUGAAUGUAGCUACAUUUCCUGGCCCCGGAAAAGUCUCCACCUCCUUCUGGCCAAAGAGCGAUACAUCUCUCGCCUCUUCUCGGUCCUGCUGGGCUAUGACAUCUCGGAGAAGCUCUACGCGCUCAACGACAAGCUCUUUGCUAAGUUCGGGCUGCGCUUUGACAUCCGUCUCCCCAGCCUCUACCACGUCCUGGGUCCUGCUGCCCCAGAUGCAGGACCAGAGUCCGAGAAGGAUGACGAGGAAGUCCGUGAGCCGGCUGCACUCCCUCCUCAGGCCCUGCCCGCAUCUGUCCAGCAAACACCCCCUAGCUCCCCACCUCCAGUGGCCACCAACCCUCCUGCACCUCCUCUCUGGGUCAGGAUGUCCAGGCCUGACAGCGGCCUCCUGGCUUCUAGAACUCCUCUGCAGAGCUACUCUCAAGUUAUGUCCAAGGGACAGGCCCCAUUGGCCCCCACCCAGACGCCUGAACUGUAAGGACCCAUGGACCGUCCUUUCCUCCGGCCACCUUCAUCCUCACCAGAAGGUCACUUGUGUGCAUACCCCUCUUCUCACCCACGGGAAGGCUCACAGGCAAGGUUGGAGCAGACGCAGAAGACGCCAAAGUGCUGCAGCCACACCGGAGCCCCCGAGGGACUUUCAGAACAUUGCCUUCACCAGCCUUCCUUCCCGGAGAGGGCAUCCCAAAGUGCAGAAGCACAGAUUCUAUCCUUCACGAACUGCAGAAUCUCCGGCAAGUCACAGAGCCUCUCUGAGCGUCGUCUGUAAAGUGGGGAUAUAAAACCCACGUCACAGGUUGUGAGGAUUCCAUGCGUUGAUUUAGGUAAAGCACUGAGGAUGUGGUGUGGCACCUCGUAAGCACUCAAUAAAUCACUCAUUUCCUUUCCCUGUGUUGUUUCUUUCAGCUCUCUGAAAGGAUCAAUGAAGUCAGCUAUCCAAGAAGUUUUCAC
Molecule: messenger RNA, 1787 nt
Organism: Hippopotamus amphibius kiboko
Lineage: Eukaryota; Metazoa; Chordata; Mammalia; Artiodactyla; Hippopotamidae
Gene: POPDC2
Product: popeye domain containing 2
Exons: 4
Coding region: 220-1314 (364 amino acids)
Cellular component (GO): sarcolemma
Molecular function (GO): cAMP binding
Source: RefSeq, a predicted model, not a curated record